Protopolystoma xenopodis is the source of this 207-nucleotide messenger RNA. Lineage: Eukaryota; Metazoa; Platyhelminthes; Monogenea; Polystomatidea; Polystomatidae. The record is from the annotation of a GenBank genome assembly.
AUGUCAGUUAAGGCGUCCCAAAAUCAGUUCUGUGUGCAGUCGCACACUCGCGUGGAGGCCUGUUUCUUCGGGAGGCCGCCUCCCGACUCGAACAGAAUCACAGAAAGAAAAAGACUCUUGGCGGCACAUGGAACGCCUGGGCCUAUGGCCCAGUCGUCAUGGCUAGCCGGGCUGACUUACCGACAGCCAUGCAGAUCACCAGGGUGA